CUGGCUGCCACUUCGCACACAGACAGCUCAGAAAAUCGAAUCUUUUAGUCAAAUUUCCUGAAAUACACAAGCGACGAAAACACAAACAGGAUGCCGCAGUCCACAGUUUUCACUUUCCUGGCACUAAUUAUAAUCAUUCGCGGCGUUUUAGCAGCCAACAUUCAUUACGAAAUAUUUGCGGAUAAUGGUCAUCCCAAUAAAUGCGUAAUUGAGGGUCCCAAGGGCGAGGUGAUCGUCGAGAGUGGUCAAUCCAUCCGCCAUCCAACAAAAUGCGCCCAAAUUGACUGCGGCAAAGAUGGUUGGGCCCUGGUCUUUUAUUGUGAAGAAAAGAAUCCUCCAAAAGGCUGUGAAAACGAUGGUUACGAAAAUAUUAAUGCUGACUUUCCCGAAUGCUGUGAGAUGAACUUAAAAUGCAAUUACGUUUAAGGUUGAUCACACUUUCCUAUGACUUUAAAAUUGUUUCUUCAAAAGAUGAAUAGUAUUGUAAAAUUGUUGAAAUAUAAAAAUGUAUCAAAAUAA
Drosophila elegans is the source of this 519-nucleotide messenger RNA. RefSeq lists its product as uncharacterized. The transcript is spliced from 3 exons. NCBI's taxonomy places the organism in Eukaryota, Metazoa, Arthropoda, Insecta, Diptera, Drosophilidae. The record is from RefSeq and is a predicted model, not a curated record. Bases 91 to 426 code for a protein of 111 amino acids.